AGUCGAAUCAACCCAACAAGUUACAUACGAACCGGGGGUCCGGGACUCCGGAGAUCGAACGAGCGAGUGGGGAUUUAAACCUACGACGGAACCACCUGGGAGUAUCAUCAGUCUCGAGUCUUGUUUCCAUGCUCGUAUCCGACCGACGCCCCUCGAAGUGGACCGAGAAGCGGGAAAACGCAGUUCUCCCUACAAAACCCAACUAGAGAGAAAGACGAUCAAAGCUCAACAAUAGGAGGAGUGAAAUGGCGCAAUUCUGGAAGCCGGGGACCGAGAAGCCUCGACUAAUUGACGACGAAGAAGGCGGCGUCCUCUUCCUUUCGGCUUCUGCUUCUUCAUCCUCCUCCGGAUAUGGGUUUGCUAGUAUGGAGAGGCAGAGGCAAAGGCUUCCUGUGUACAAGUACAGGACCGCCAUUCUUUAUUUGGUGGAGACUCAUGCGACCACCAUCGUAGUUGGCGAAACGGGUAGUGGCAAAACCACUCAGAUUCCACAGUACCUCAAAGAAGCAGGUUGGGCUGAUGGUGGGCGUGUAAUAGCUUGCACACAGCCGAGACGACUGGCUGUCCAGGCAGUUGCAUCAAGAGUUGCUGAAGAAAUGGGAGUCAAGCUUGGAGAGGAAGUUGGCUACACAAUACGGUUUGAAGACGCUACCAGUACAGGAACCCUGAUCAAGUUUCUCACAGAUGGGGUGCUACUCAGGGAAAUGAUGGAUGAUCCACUUUUGACUAAGUAUAGUGUUGUAAUGGUGGAUGAGGCCCAUGAAAGGUCUAUCUCAACCGAUAUUCUACUGGGUCUUCUGAAGAAGAUUCAACGACGGCGACCUGAGUUGCGGUUGAUCAUAUCCUCGGCCACUAUUGAAGCUAAAUCUAUGUCUGCUUUCUUCCAAACCAGAAGGCGCCGAGGACUACAAGGUGCGGAACCUGCAUUGACUAUGGAACCUGCAAUUCUCUCAGUUGAGGGUAGAGGUUUUAAUGUGCAAAUUCAUUAUGGUGAGGAUCCCGUGUCGGACUAUAUCCAGGCUGCUGUUUCAACAGUUUUGUUGAUUCAUGACAAGGAGCCAUUUGGUGACAUUUUGGUGUUUCUCACUGGUCAAGAUGAUAUUGAAGCUGCUGUUAAGUUGCUUACAGAAGAAGCUCGAGACAACAGAAAAAGUUCUUCAGGAUUGAUUGUUUUGCCUUUGUACUCGGGACUUUCACGAGCAGAACAGGAGUUAAUAUUUUCUCCCACUCCUCGGGGGAAGAGAAAAGUAGUGAUAUCAACAAAUAUAGCAGAGACAUCAUUGACUUUGGAGGGUAUUGUUUAUGUCAUUGACAGUGGGUUCUCUAAACAAAGGUUUUAUAAUCCGAUCUCAGACAUUGAAAACCUUGUAGUGGCGCCAAUAUCUAAGGCAUCUGCCAGACAAAGAACUGGCAGGGCUGGAAGAGUUAGACCUGGGAAGUGUUACAGGUUAUAUACAGAAGAGUAUUUUGUCAAUGAAAUGGCUGCUGAGGGGAUCCCAGAGAUACAGAGAUCAAAUCUUGUUUCCUGUGUGAUUCAGUUGAAAGCCCUGGGGAUAGAUAAUAUCUUGGGCUUUGACUGGCCGGCAUCUCCAUCCCCUGAGUCAAUGAUUCGUGCUCUUGAAGUGCUAUACUCUCUUGGAGUACUUGAUGAUGACGCCAAACUUACGGCACCUCUUGGUUUUCAAGUAGCUGAGAUUCCACUUGACCCAAUGAUCUCAAAGAUGAUCUUGUCUUCAAACCAGUUGGGUUGUUCUGAGGAGGUCCUCACGAUUGCUGCAGUUCUUUCUAUCCAAUCUAUUUGGGUUUCCAGUAGGGGAAUACAAAAGGAUCUGGAUGAAGCAAAGUUGAGAUUUGCCGCUGCUGAGGGUGAUCAUGUAACAUUCUUAAAUGUGUACAAAGGAUUUCUGCAGUCUGGCAAAUCAUCGCAGUGGUGUCAUAAGAACUACAUUAAUUAUCAUGCAAUGAAAAAGGUGGUUGAUAUCAGAGGACAACUAAGAAGAAUAGCUCAGAGAUUGGGAGUAACUUUAAAAUCUUGCGACAAUGAUAUACAGGUUGUUAGAAAGGCAGUUACUACGGGGUUCUUCGCGAACGCUUGUCGGCUUGAGCCAUUUAGUCAUGAUGGGAUGUACAAGACCGUGAGAACGUCCCAGGAAGUUUACAUUCACCCGUCCUCGGUUUUAUUUCGUGUAAAUCCAAAGUGGGUUGUCUACCACUCGAUCGUCUCGACCGACCGGCAAUACAUGCGCAAUGUCGCGACCAUCGAACCGUCGUGGUUGAGAGAAGUCGCGCCACAUUUCUACAGGCAGGAUGGACUUGAUCCUAUGUUGCAUUGAGUCUUUCGACUCGGUUAGUAAGCACGUUCGGGGCAAUCUUCUGUAUUCUAUGAACUGACAAGACAUCCUUACCGGAUGUAUGGAGGGAUCUAUUUUGAAUCGACAGAUUGUCUCUUCCCGAGGACCAAUUCAAUAUUUUGAA
Molecule: messenger RNA, 2475 nt
Organism: Syzygium oleosum
Lineage: Eukaryota; Viridiplantae; Streptophyta; Magnoliopsida; Myrtales; Myrtaceae
Product: probable pre-mRNA-splicing factor ATP-dependent RNA helicase DEAH9
Exons: 23
Coding region: 246-2333 (695 amino acids)
Cellular component (GO): intracellular anatomical structure
Molecular function (GO): ATP hydrolysis activity; RNA binding
Source: RefSeq, a predicted model, not a curated record